This is a messenger RNA of Diplodia corticola, 1938 nucleotides long. RefSeq names its product c6 transcription factor. The record is from RefSeq and is a predicted model, not a curated record. The coding region runs from base 1 to 1938 and encodes 645 amino acids. The transcript is spliced from 7 exons. NCBI's taxonomy places the organism in Eukaryota, Fungi, Ascomycota, Dothideomycetes, Botryosphaeriales, Botryosphaeriaceae. Gene Ontology annotation, molecular function: zinc ion binding; DNA-binding transcription factor activity, RNA polymerase II-specific. Gene Ontology annotation, biological process: regulation of DNA-templated transcription. Gene Ontology annotation, cellular component: nucleus.
AUGGAAGACUCCCGCCGGCUCAGCAAGACGGUCUGUAUAGUGUGCCGGACACGGAAGCAGAAGUGCGACCGUCGCCUGCCCUCGUGCAACUUCUGCAUACAGAGCGGCCUUGAGUGCCGCUGGGUGACGGCGAAACAGCCUGGCCUCCGCGCCGGCUAUGUUUCGGAACUGGAGAAGAGGCUCUCCGUCCUGGAGAAGGAAGUCCGCAGCCUCAAAACUCAUCAGCCUGCCCCGUCCUCUGAUUCCGGCCACGCUAGCGCCGCCUCCAGCGAAAGCCCCCGCCUGGAUUCCUCCUCCCCAAGCCAAUCUCCCUCGCCGUCAAGUCUGCGCACCUUCGACCCCCUUGCCUCGCCAACUUUGAAUGAACUCUGCGAUUUGUGGUUUCGAGACUACCAUCCUUGGUUCUCAAUCCUGCAUCAACCCUCUGUUGCCGAUGUCUUGCAGGCGAAUAUCCCGCCCGCGGAUUCCAACUUGAGCAUCGUCUUCAAAGCCAUUGCAGCCGUGACCAUUUCACAUUCGUCAGUCUCCGGGGCUCCCCCUCUCGAGGAAAGACGGAGGAUAGCCAAGUCUCUGCGGAAUGAUGUCGUCAUGGAAGCGAUGGGCACUUUGUCCUUGAACUGCCUUCAGUCCAUACUGAUUAUUACGCUCUUGGACUCAGCUGCCGGCAAGUUGACGGACUACUGGAACCUCAUAGCUCUUUGCAAGCGAAUAUCCACACUCCUGGGUCUCCGGGAUCUCGUGAUCAAUAAAUGCGCCAACUUCAACCAGCUUUCAAGGCUGCCGCCCCGCAUGCUGCCGUUACCCGGCACUUUGGUAUCACAAGAGGAGAACGUCCGCGCCUACUGGAUGACAGAAGUCCUGGAUUCAUCCUCCACUCUCGGUGUUGCUUGGAAUCUUGGCUUACCUCAGCCCAUUGAAAACGCAUUGUUACCCUGUAAUAACGCCGUGUGGUCUUUCUCUGAGGCGGCUAUGGGCAUAUGGUCGCUUGAUGAUCUUGAAUUCUCUUCGUCCUUUUCGCUCUACGUCGGCCUGUUCACAACCGAACUCUGGCAUGUCCACAACUUUCUGCAGCAAUCGUACGAUAUGAGGUCCGCAGAAGACCGUCCGCAGGCACAAGUAGACUGUGAGGCUGUAGACGCUCGGCUCUUGCAAUGGCAGGCAGGCUCCGGCUCCAUUGCGUUCACGCCCGGCAAUCCUCUCACACCCUUUGACCCCAACAUCCUGAUGACCCGAUGCAUGUUCAACGCUGCAAUCAUCCUCAUAUAUCAACGGCUCACCAUUCCGCCCCACGGCCUCGACCACCUCUUCGAACCGUGGUUCCACGCCAUCCAACGCUGCCUGGACAGUUGCAACGACAUCACCGCAGCCGUGCGCGUAGUCGACGAUGUCGAUGUCGAGACCACGAACCCACAGCUGAGCUUCUGCAUAUUCGUCGCAGCACGUUUCCUCCUCGUCCACGCCAAAUACUUCAAUCUCGAAUGUCCCCGUAACCUAGACCUCCUCGUCUACGCCCUCAAGACUUCAGGCCAACGCUGGCCUGUAUCACACCGGCGCGAAAAGGUCAUCCGCACCGCCCUCUCAGAGCACAAGAUCCCCCUCUCCAUCAGCUCGCUGCCCUCGCAGUUCUUCGACCUGCAAUACUCGGCCCUCGACAUCGACGACGCGCUGCACCUCUGGGCGCAGCGGCUGCAGCCCUGGGUGCACCUGCUGCACGCCAACCCGAACUCGGUGGCGGCCUCGGGGAUGCACAACGGCACCAGCAAUCAGACCGGUGUUUCUGGUGGUGCCUCCGUCGCUCCUUCUACUACUGCUCCUUCCACGACGACCGCGGCGGGUGCCGUUGCUGCUCGGAAAGGGAACAUCGGUGCGAUUUUGGGGGUGGAGGCGGGGUUUGACUUUCAGGACGUGCAGACGUCCGCCGCGUUGCUUGACACGUAA